Molecule: messenger RNA, 4150 nt
Organism: Motacilla alba alba
Lineage: Eukaryota; Metazoa; Chordata; Aves; Passeriformes; Motacillidae
Gene: GLG1
Product: golgi glycoprotein 1
Exons: 26
Coding region: 38-3451 (1137 amino acids)
Cellular component (GO): Golgi membrane
Molecular function (GO): fibroblast growth factor binding
Source: RefSeq, a predicted model, not a curated record
GGGUGGGCGGGCGGACGCCGGAGGUGGCGGAUCCAAGAUGGCGCCGUGCGGACGUGUCCGGAGCCGCUGCCCGGGCCCGGCGCUGCUCCUGCUGCUGGCGCUGGCGGCGCGGCCGGCGGCGCCCAGCCCUGCUGCCGGCAUUCCCGGUCCCGGCGGUGCUCCGCCCGCAGCGGGGCAGCCGGGGGGGCCGGCCGCGGCUGCCCCGCGGAGCGCCCGCGGCGGCGGGUCGGGCAGCGGGUGGAAGCUGUCGGAGGAGGCGGUGUGCCGGGAGGACGUGGUGCGGCUCUGCUCCAAGCACAGCUGGGCCAACAACCUCGCCGUGCUCGAGUGCCUGCAGGAUGUCCGCGAGCCAGAUAAUGAAAUCUCUUCAGACUGCAAUCAUCUCUUGUGGAACUACAAGCUGAACCUGACUACAGAUCCAAAGUUUGAAUCCGUGGCCAGAGAAGUCUGCAAGUCCACUAUUGCUGAGAUAAAGGAGUGUGCAGAUGAACCAGUUGGUAAAGGGUUCUUGGUGUCAUGUUUGGUGGAUCACAGAGGCAAUAUCACUGAGUACCAGUGCCAUCAGUACAUCACUAAAAUGACAGCCAUUAUCUUCAGUGAUUAUCGGUUGAUCUGUGGCUUCAUGGAUGACUGCAAAGCUGACAUCAAUCUCCUGAAAUGUGGCAGCAUUCGACCUGGAGAAAAGGAUGCUCACUCACAAGGAGAGGUGGUGGCAUGCCUGGAAAAAGGCCUGGUGAAAGAGGCAGAAGAGACUGAUCCUCGAAUCCAGGUUUCUGACCAGUGUAAGAAAGCAAUUCUUCGUGUAGCUGAGCUCUCUUCUGAUGACUUCCACCUGGACCGCCAUCUCUACUUUGCGUGCCGAGAUGACAGAGAGCGAUUCUGUGAAAAUACUCAGGCUGGGGAAGGCCGAGUAUACAAGUGCCUCUUUAAUCACAAGUUUGAAGAAUCAAUGAGUGAAAAGUGUCGUGAUGCACUGACCACCCGCCAGAAGCUCAUUGCCCAGGACUACAAGGUCAGCUACUCGCUGGCCAAGUCCUGUAAAAGCGACCUGAAGAAAUACCGCUGCAACGUGGAGAACCUGCCCCGCUCGCGGGAGGCCCGGCUCUCCUAUCUGCUGAUGUGCUUAGAGUCUGCUGUGCACAGAGGUCGACAAGUGAGCAGUGAGUGCCAGGGUGAAAUGCUGGAUUACCGGCGCAUGCUGAUGGAAGACUUCUCUCUGAGCCCCGAAAUCAUCCUGAGCUGCCGCGGGGAGAUCGAGCACCACUGCUCCGGCCUCCAUCGCAAGGGCCGCACCCUGCACUGCCUGAUGAAAGUCGUCCGCGGCGAGAAGGGCAACGUGGGGCUCAACUGUCAGCAGGCACUUCAAACCCUGAUUCAGGAAACGGACCCCGGUGCCGAUUAUCGCAUCGACCGCGCGCUGAAUGAGGCCUGCGAGUCGGUGAUACAGACAGCCUGCAAGCACAUACGGUCUGGAGACCCCAUGAUUCUGUCUUGCCUGAUGGAGCACUUGUAUACUGAGAAAAUGGUAGAAGACUGUGAGCAUAGGCUCCUGGAGCUCCAGUAUUUUAUAUCUCGUGACUGGAAGUUGGACACAGUCCUUUACCGCAAGUGUCAGGGGGAUGCUUCCCGCCUCUGCCAUACCCAUGGCUGGAAUGAGACCAGUGAGCUGAUGCCUCCAGGAGCUGUUUUCUCCUGCUUGUACAGGCAUGCAUAUCGCACAGAGGAGCAGGGAAGGAGGCUAUCACGAGAAUGUAGAGCAGAGGUCCAGAGAAUCCUUCAUCAGCGAGCCAUGGAUGUGAAGCUGGACCCAGCCCUCCAGGACAAGUGCAUGAUUGACUUGGGGAAGUGGUGCAGUGAAAAAACAGAGACAGGGCAGGAGCUGGAAUGCCUUCAGGACCAUCUUGAUGAUUUGGUGUCUGAUUGCAGAGACAUAGUGGGAAACCUCACUGAGCUGGAGUCUGAGGACAUUCAAAUUGAAGCCUUGCUGAUGAGAGCAUGUGAGCCCAUUAUCCAGACAUUCUGUCAUGAGGUUGCAGAUAACCAGAUUGAUUCUGGGGACCUGAUGGAGUGUCUAAUACAGAACAAGCACCAGAAGGAAAUGAAUGAAAAAUGUGCAAUCGGUGUUACUCAUUUCCAGCUGGUUCAAAUGAAAGAUUUUAGGUUCUCGUACAAGUUCAAAAUGGCUUGCAAGGAGGAUGUGCUGAAACUGUGCCCCAACAUCAAAAAAAAGGUGGAUGUGGUGAUCUGUCUGAGCACAACUGUGCGCAAUGAUACUUUGCAGGAUGCCAAGGAGCACAGGGUCUCUCUGAAGUGCCGCAAACAGCUGCGUGUUGAGGAGCUGGAGAUGACUGAGGAUAUCAGACUUGAACCAGAACUGUAUGAGGCUUGUAAAAGUGACAUCAAGAACUACUGCCAGAACGUGCCCUAUGGCAAUGCUCAGAUUAUUGAAUGCCUGAAAGAAAUCAAGAAGCAAUUGAGCACACGGUGCCACCAGAAGGUGUUUAAACUGCAGGAGACAGAGAUGAUGGACCCAGAACUGGACUACACACUCAUGAGGGUCUGCAAGCAGAUGAUCAAGCGGUUUUGUCCAGAGGCGGAUUCAAAAAACAUGUUGCAGUGCUUGAAACAAAACAAGAACAGUGAAGUGAUGGAUCCUAAAUGCAAGCAGAUGAUUACCAAGCGCCAGAUUACACAGAACACAGAUUACCGCCUAAACCCCGUGCUCAGGAAGGCAUGCAAAGCAGACAUACCAAAAUUCUGCCAAAAUAUCCUGAAUCGGGCCAAGGAUGAUACAGAGCUGGAAGGUCAAGUCAUCUCCUGCCUGAAGUUGAAAUAUGCAGACCAGCGUCUCUCUCCAGACUGCGAGGACCAAAUUCGAGUGAUAAUCCAGGAAUCAGCCCUUGAUUAUCGGCUGGAUCCCCAGCUUCAGAUGCACUGUUCUGAUGAGAUUUCCAGCUUGUGUGCAGAAGAAGCAGCAGCUCAGGAGCAGACUGGGCAGGUGGAAGAAUGUCUGAAAGUGAAUCUUCUGAAAAUAAAAACUGAGAUGUGCAAGAAGGAAGUGCUCAACAUGCUGAAGGAAAGCAAAGCAGAUAUCUUUGUUGAUCCAGUGCUCCACACGGCCUGUGCCCUAGACAUCAAACACCACUGUGCUGCCAUCCCGCCAGGGAGAGGACGCCAAAUGUCAUGCUUAAUGGAAGCUCUGGAAGAUAAGCGUGUGAGGUUGCAGCCUGAAUGCAAGAAACGCCUUAAUGAUCGUAUUGAAAUGUGGAGCUAUGCUGCAAAGGUUGCCCCAGCAGAAGGCUUUUCUGACCUUGCCAUGCAAGUUAUGACCUCUCCAUCCAAGAAUUACAUCCUGUCUGUGAUCACGGUUGGCAUCUGUGUACUCUUCCUCAUCGGCCUGAUGUGUGGACGCAUCACCAAGCGGGUGACAAGAGAGCUCAAGGACAGGUAGAGCCUGGAUUGCCUGCUGAAGAAAUGCCUGCCCAGUGCCCAGUUUUGUACAGCCCUCCUCUGUAUAGUCUACCCACCCCCUCUUGUGAGAGGAGAAUAUAAAAAAAAAAAAAAUUAGAAAAAAAAAUUAGAAAAGCAGCAGGUGUUGGCUCAGUUUUCCCAUCCUGGAUCUCAUCCAUGGCAUCUUCAUCCUAUGAAAGUUUGUGUGCAACAUUGGCAGCCCAGCCAGCAGCUUUUGUUACCCCUUUGUUAGCAGACUCUCGUUUACCUGCCUGUAGACAAGUCUCUGUUGUACUGUUGGAACUGCCUUCACUCUCCAAAUCAGACUGAUAUGACCUGCAGCUCAAGCAGUUUUUAAGUAAAUUUUUAAAGACAGACAUAUUCUGCAUACCGACUACAUGAUUUAGGUAAUGGUUCAUACUGAAAUCUAGUCAUCCUCUGUGGCUGGGUGAAGUUGAGGCAGGAAAUUAAAGGGUAAAUUGCAUCUUACACCACAGCUGGCCUUGUUUUGGACAUCUUGCUCGUCUGUGUAAAGCAUCUUCAGAGCAUAGUCUUGGACAACCUAAGGACACCAAUCACUGGUGUCAUCUCCUAGUGAAUAUCCUGCUUAUGUGACUGUGGAUUUUUUUGGCUGAAAAGAUGUCCUUCCUUUCUUCCUCUGCUGCUCGCAAGAUAGAAUAAAAUACUGACCAGGAUUGAA